UAUGAGCAGAGUUCUGCAUUAGUGGGUAGAUAGCUAUGACCCCAUUUUACAGAUUGGGAAAGCUCUGUGUGGCAGAACAAAAAAACUCUGAAUCCUUCUACUCGAAGUUCUGACAGGAGUGGGUAAGACAAUAUGUUGUCUCCUUCCUAUACUGGUGAUUAUUCAAUAUGUUGGCUCAAGAAAUAAUGUAUAUUACUUUAAAAGACUGGAAAUCUAUUUUUCUGUUUUUCAUCUCAUGUUUUCACCUAUCACAUCUAUAACCCCAUACUUUAAACAUCUCACUUUGGGCAUAGGUUAUAUAUAUAUAUUUCACUUCUGUGUAGUAUACUAACGAGUAAAUUGGUUAUUUAUUUUGAUUACUACAUUAUCAUUGUUUUGUUAUUUAGAAUUUGCUGAAAACACUGAAAACUUGAAGACCAAAAUGUCGGAACUAAGACUCUACUGUGACCUCCUUGUUCAGCAAGUAGAGAAAACAAAAGAAGUGACCACAACUGGUGUGUCCAAUUCUGAGGAGGGAAUUGAUGUGGGAACUCUGCUGAAAUCAACCUGCAAUACUUUUCUGAAGACCUUGGAAGAAUGCAUGCAGAUCGCAAACGCUGCCUUCACCUCUGAGCUGCUCUACCGUACUCCCCCAGGAUCACCACAGCUGGCCGUGCUCAAGUCCAACAAGAUGAAACAUCCUAUCAUACCAAUUCAUAAUUCAUUGGAAAGGCAAAUGGAUUUGAACAGUUGUGAAAAUGGAUCUUUAAAUAUGGAAAUAAAUGAUUAUGAAGAAAUCGUAAUGAAAAACAAGAGCUCCUUAUAUUUGAAAUCUGCAGAGAUAGACUGUAGCAUAUCAAGUGAAGAAAAUACAGAUGAUAAUAUAACAGUCCAAAGUGAAAUAGUGAAGGAAGAUGGAGAAGAAAACCUGAGAAAUCAUGACAGCAAGUUGGCACAGCCUGGAUCAGACUCCUCAAGUUGCUCUCCAGAAUCUCACUGGGAAGAAGGCAAAGAAGUUAUCCCAACUUUCUUUAGUACCAUGAACACCAGCUUUAGUGACAUUGAACUUCUGGAAGACAGUGGCAUUCCCACAGAAGCAUUCUUGGCAUCAUGUUAUGCUGUGGUUCCAGUAUUAGACAAACUUGGCCCUACGGUAUUUGCUCCUGUUAAGAUGGAUCUCGUUGGAAAUAUUAAGAAAGUAAAUCAGAAGUAUAUAACCAACAAGGACGAGUUUACCACUCUCCAGAAGAUAGUGCUGCACGAAGUAGAGGCAGAUGUGGCCCAGGUUAGGAACUCAGCUACUGAAGCCCUCUUAUGGCUGAAGAGAGGUCUCAAAUUUUUGAAGGGAUUUUUGACAGAAGUGAAAAAUGGGGAAAAGGAUAUCCAGACAGCCCUGAAUAACGCGUAUGGUAAAACACUGCGGCAACACCAUGGCUGGGUAGUUCGAGGAGUUUUUGCAUUAGCUCUGAGAGCAGCUCCAUCCUAUGAAGAUUUUGUGGCCGCGUUGACUAUAAAGGAAGGUGACCACCAGAAAGAAGCUUUCAGUAUUGGGAUGCAGAGGGACCUCAGCCUUUACCUCCCUGCCAUGGAAAAGCAGCUGGCCAUACUGGACACCUUAUACGAGGUCCACGGGCUGGAGUCUGAUGAGGUGGUAUGACAGCUGCAGGACAGCACCUCCUAACUUCAGGGAAUAAAGUUUGCUAAAGUGUUUUGUUGCCCUACUUAAUUUCCAGCAACAGCCUCAAUCCUCUCCAGCCCCUUCACUUGGGAGGAUGGAGAGGAGGCGGCAAAACCAGUGCUUUUAUAUAUAAUUUUUUUAAUGCAUAUGUGUUUUGUGUGUUUAAAGAUCAAGGUGCUAUAUAUUUCAGUUCAAUGGGCCUACUGGAAACCAAAUCAUAGCUGUUACACACUUGAACAGCAAGUUAUAAGCAGAUUUGACAAAUGAAUUUGUUGUUAUUAUGUAUUGUUUUGUUUAUAGAUUUUAGUUUUAAUGGACCACCCAAACCCAAGCUGAAAACGAGCAAAUUCUGUAUCAAAGACUAUAGUUCAUAGCCAGUAUUUCAACCAGUUUAGAAUUAGACUAAACACUUGGAGGGAGUGUAAGUCCCUUUGUUGAACCCUUUGUGAUGUAGAGUUUACUAUUCCGAGACAUUCUUCAGUGGAUCCUCUUCUCCGUGGCUCUGUCAGCAGUAAGAGCCUGUAUGGUAGAGAUGUUCAGAGCAUUUGCAUGUCCAAGCAGUUGUGGGAGGUGGAGAAGACAUGGACAAGGAGUGCCAUGCGUGUUGACAGGCAGUGGACCGUGGCUCUGAGUAGAUCAGUGGCGUGCCCAAAACCCAAGUUGGAGGACAGUGUGGGAGAAGUGGGACAGGUCGUUUGCGGUGACACCUAGCUAGUGCCUACCCUUUGCCAGCAUGUUUCCCGUGCAUUAUCUCAACUGGACAUCGCAAGGAAACCAUGAUACUCAAAGGGGUUAUUACACCACUUCAAAAGCAAGGUUUAGAGGUCAAGGGAUGUGCUCACAGUCACAUAAUCUGUAAGUAGAGAGCUAGGUGAUUUCCAAGUAUGACCUGAGCCACCUCUGCAUCAGAGUCACAUGGAGUGCGUAUUCAAAGAGCAGGUUCCCAGGCCUUACCCUGACCCAAAGAACCAGAAUCUGGGGGGUGGGACUCAGGAAUCUGCGUUUGGAUAAACCCUCCUGCACAGUGUUGAAGAGCCACUAGAUUAAAUUCUGGUUUACCGAAUUCCCAGUCUUCUGCAACAGCUAAAUGACAUGUCCUUUUUUCAUAGAGGAAAAGGUCAUUUAUUUAAGUAAAACAGCUAAAUAGAGAGUGAGAAGUGGAGCAAGUUUACUCAGCAGCAUUCGUAAUUGAACCAGCAUCGGGACCCAGCUUUGGCAUUGCUUUAGGGAUCACGGCUCUGAGUCUGAUCAAUCUUGGUAUAAUCACCAAGAGUGCAGAGCAAGCUAAAUGCUGCUGUUCAUCAACCUCAAAAGGUUUGGGACAGUGUCAGAUGUUAAAGAUAGGGCUUAAGUAUUUCAUAAAACAACGUUGGGUGUGUUUUCUUCUGCCCAGUGUGAUGCCCAGGCUCUGGCCCUCUACUCCCAGUAGAAUAAGCCGCGUAGAGUGCACUGGAGAGAAGCCAUGGGUGCCUUCCCCAUUAGAGGCUAUUUCCUUCUAUAGUAACAGAAGAGUAAGUAGUUCCAGCAUAAGGCAGUUCCCCAGGGUGGAAGCUGCUCGAGUGAAUUGAGCAGCUCUAGAUGGUGCUAUUCCUCCUGCGGAUCCCUGGGGCAGAGCAGCUCCUCUCUUUAGGCAGAGAGGUUCAUGUAGGGAGGGAGAUUGAUUUUGUCUUUCGUCUGUCUUUAACCAGAUGAGCAUUUAUUUAGCUUAAAUUAAUGAAGCAGGUAAUUUGUCCACAUAAGGACUUCUGGAAAAUGCUUAUAACUUAGAAAAGCAACCUCGUGUGUUUUAAGUCUGGGGGAUGAAAGGGCUGCUAAAAUGAUAUUUUGUAUUUUAGCAUUUGCUGUUGGCAGCUACCAAGGUGUGUGGUUAUUUUCCUCCCACUCCCAUGAGUCCUUAGCGUGGAUCUCCUCCUCUGGCUGGUAUGAACAUGGUGGCAGGACUAAGAAAUAAUUUAGACUCUUGCCCUUGACGUAGCCUUCUAAAAGGGAACAUGAAAAAGCAGCAAGUCUUUGCUUUUACUUUGAAUGAAGAUGCUUUAGGCCUUGUGCCAUUUAGAGGGGAUGCUACCAGGAGAUUGUGAGUGUUGUGAAGCAGGCUUGGUCUAAGCAACUGCUGGUGCUCCCUGUCACCGCAGGUGAACUCUUGUGGUCUCUUGGAGAGGAGAUUGCUCUCUGCAAAUACCUCUGGUUUAUUCUGAGGCUCUAAGUACACACACAAAAGGAAAGAUGCUCACUGUGGCCAUUUCGCAUUUAUAUAGGUACUGUCUAGGCAUAUACGACUCAAUUCUUGGGGGAAGAGGGGAUUAAUAUUAUCUGGGAUCACUGGGAACCCAGAUCAGACAGAUGCAAUAACUUGAAUAAGUUACAUUUUCCAAUCACUCUUUUCCAGCCCUGUAGAAAGAAAAUAAUGUGUUUUGAUGGGUAUUUUCCUUACUGGAGCAUAUUAAGUAUAUCUCAGAUGAGUAAAAGUUUGCUAAGGUGUGUAAAACUGAGUAUCCUUGAAUAAAAAUAACUAGAAAUUGAACCUAACGUUAAAAAAUAAAUUCAACUGGACUUGAAUGGUGGAUGAUCAGAGCUUCCUCCUGGGUCUACAGUAUUUGCAUCUCCAUUUUAAAUUCAUAAUUUGUGCUGAUUUGCAGUUACUUUCCAAGAAGGGAGCAGUGAGAAAAGAUGCUUAAAACUUUUUCUCCAUAACCCUCCAAUAUUUCUGGGACACUUAAGCUUGCUUUCACUUUGUGAAAGGAGAUGAGAAAACUCUAGUAUGUUUGUUGACAGAGUAAUCACCUUGCUUUCACUGCUCAAAACAGUUUUAGGAUUCCUUUUCUAGUGUAACCUUUAGGGAGAACAUGAACACACAGGAAAUGUGUCUUUUGAGUAUUAGUAGACGUGAAUAAGUAGCAUUUUGCUGACCCAUUACAAGGCACUUCGGGCACAGAGUUUCAUCAUGCUGGCUUUUCUCCCCCUGAUAGAAGCCAGGCUUUAUACUUUGGAGGGAUCAGUGCAUGUUUGUUGAACUGGCCAAAAUACUUUCAGUGAUGGCAAGUUUUUUGUCCUUUGAAAGCAAAUCAAUUUGUUGUAGCUAAUUCUGGCGAAAAAUGUUAAAUUGGAGGGAUGUCUUUUGGGGGCAAAACCAGCUUGUAACUAUGAGGUGGAAAUGAUUUUGUCAUCAGCACUUGAUAUCUGUUCUGCCCGUGCCUCAGCAGCAGCUUCUAGCACAUACGUAGAGCAUCUGGCACUGUCCUAGCCCGGGGCUAGUUCCUAAUCCAUGGGGAUUCUAUUCCCAUUUAUAGCUGGAAAGCAGGUGGACACCAUGAUUUGUGUCACCUAGGGAGGGUGAUCUAUUAUUAGGGGAGUGCUGCUAGAAAAAUUUGCACUCUUCUGUUUUUGGUUAUUACUUCCAUAUAUAUUUCCAAAAAUGCUUUCAACUUUAUACUUUCAGAAAAGUGUUUUUAAUUAAGAGAAAUAUGUGGUAAGGACUAAUAAAUAAAGUACUCUUUUCUUCACUAAAUUCGAAGUAAGGAAGAGAACUAAAGUAAGGGGUUUCUUAUUAAGGAAACCUAAUGUGAGUGUGAACAUCAUAUAUAUGAAAAAGUGUCAGAUAAGGCAAUAGAGUUAGAGGGUCAUGAGUAGUGGAUGAUGAUGUGAGGCAUUUUGGAAACUUUCUGGAAGAAAACAGUUUUUGUGUUUUUCCUAAUAAACCUCCAUGUCCUACAAGAACUUGGUUACAUAAUGGUGCAUUUCUGAAUCGUUGAUUAAAACCAGUUGCUUCUGAUAUUAGUCAUAGGUUUUACCACUAUUCAGCUCCCCCGCCCUCAUGUUUCAUUACUUUUCUUAAGGCAAACUAUCAACAUUUUUUAAAUUUUAAAAGUAGAAUUUUUAAGUAAGUAAAAUAUAUUUUAAGCCAUUGUUCUGUCAGCUAACGUGUUUGGUCUGAGAGGGCCUAACUUCCCAUGCUCUUUGUGAUCGUGUAUAGUCUGUACACAAACUUCAGUAUGUAUGGUAAACUUGUGUCCCUGUGAAAUGUAUAUAGAAUGAUUUCUUUAGGAAUAUGUUCUACUUCUGUAUGUCCCUUUGUAGUCUGCAGUUGCUUACUCAGGGGUUUCAUAGUAAUGACAUAAAAAAUUUUAUCAACUGUCUAAUGAUACUUUAAGACUGUUUAUCUAUUAUAAGGUUGUUAGAGUCCUUUCAACAAUUCCAUAAACAUACUGUUUAUUAACCCUUCCCUGUAAAUGUUACCAAUUCCCAUCCUGUCUCAGUCAAUUGUCCUGUGUACAGUGGCCAUUUGCAUGAUUUCCUGUUGCACUGCCGCAUUCAGGCAUUCCAGGGCAUGAUUAAACAGUCAUUGACGUGCCUCUCUGGUACAGUUGACGCAUGCAUUGAUCUUUCUCCUCUGCUGUUUAUGUAUAGCCUUUAAUUAAAAAGAAAAAAAUGCCACUACUCUGCAAUGCAAAAAUUUUCAAAAUUCUUUGGUUACCCUUUAUUAAUCAUUUCUCUUUCAGAGUGAGCAAAUGUUUUUAGCUAAGCUAUGUGAGAACCUAAGAACAAUAUCCUGCUUGUUUUAAAUAUUUCAUGUAUUUUAAAGUGUGGUCAGUAUUUCCUCCCUGUACCUUGCAAACGGAAACUUCCCUGGGUUGUUGGUUGGUGCCCUUUGCAAAGCUGACCUCAUCCACACAGACUCCCAUGUAUGUGUGUUUAUUUAUAGGUGUAUCUGGAGUCAGUGGUGAUAAGAAGGGUGAUCUAGAAGUAAUUCUGUGGCUUCUUAGAAAGCUAAUGAGCCAGUUUCAUGGCAUGUUUAAUGUGUAAUUCCCAUGUAUCAUUGGAAUUUCACUAGAAUGUCAUUAAACAGCCCAACUACCUCACGUGAAAUUGGCUGUGGACAAUCUGUGUCAAAUGAGAAAUGUGUUCAGAUAAAUUUAUUCUGGUUAAUAGAUUUAAGAAGUUGAGUCUAUAUAAAGAAGAAACAUGUUAGACCAGAUGCCAAAGGCUAAAAUGUACAUAGAUUUCUUUACAUCAACUUUUAAGUUAAUGUUUAAUUCCACGCACAGUAUUCUUAUGAAUGUUUGUGGUUUCAUACAUUCAUGCACUCAGAAUCUCGGUGACAUGCACUCUUACACGUUACCUGUUUUUGUUCGUAAGCAUUUUGAAUGAGCAUCGUAAUGACAGUAGAAAGCAAGUUAAACUACAAGUGUCAAGUGGUUUGUUGACUUCCUAAUGGACCAUUACUUAGAAUAUAAUGUGUUGGGGCCUUUUAGGACCAACCAAUGAAUGAGAAUUUCAUAGCUAGGUUUGUAUUGUUUAUCUGUUCAAGUUUUUAUUCUAUAUUUUGUGGGGAGGGGUGAUGGGAGGGCCUUACUUUUUUUGCAAAAAUGUUUGAAAACAUCUGUCAAAUUUUAUAUUCAUUAGUUAUAAUAAACUUAUUUUUAAAGUAUU
Molecule: messenger RNA, 7087 nt
Organism: Microcebus murinus (gray mouse lemur)
Lineage: Eukaryota; Metazoa; Chordata; Mammalia; Primates; Cheirogaleidae
Source: RefSeq, a predicted model, not a curated record